AGUAACUUAAAGACAUCAGCUAAUAACGGAACUGUUUCUAAAAGACUUCUUAGCAACUACAUAAUAUAUUGUGAACAUUCAUUUUGUAGGGAAAUUUAUUUCGGCAUUGGCGAAACUGUUCCUGUAAGAGCAGCCAUUGUGAACAAGUAUUCUGCUCAAACGACAAAACAGUUUUAAAAACCAAAAUAUUGAAGAUGGAAGAAGGUACCAAAAAUAGAUGGAAAGCAGGGUUUGUUCGUCUGAUGUUUUUAAUCCACUCUUUCCUGGCAUACUGGCGCGUGGCGUCCGUCUAUGGAUCGAUUGGGUUUUUUCUACUCUUCCUUCUCCUGCUGCAAGUGGCCGAGGGGAUCUACACCGUCGUCAGACAAAAAGGAGAGGAAUACAAGUGGUUCUCUCAAUGCUUCUUCUUCUACAUAGCGAGUACGGUUCCUGCAAUCUGGAUGUUGGAGAUAGACAGAAUCGAUCGUUGCACCGAGAUUUACCAAAGAGAAAAUGGAACACAACUUGAAGAAUUGCUAAUAGCUAUAAAAGGGGUGACCUUACCGUUUACUCUUGCACCUGACGUCUGGGUCUCCAUCGUUGAACAAGGAAUGCUGUUUCUGGUGAUCUUAGGAAGGUUAAUACUGCCAAGAGGUGAACUGUCUCGUAAUGACAUCGUACAACUUGUGUUCGUCUACCUCAGCAUGGCAUCGGACAAUUCGGGUCUGUUCGUUCUCUUCGACGAGUCUCCCGUCAGGAAGGAUAGAGAGUUGACAUUCGCUAUCCUUGGCAUCUGGACUUUUAGCAUGCUGCUUUAUACAAUAGGACUCGCGGUCACCGAAACGCCUGGCUAUAGAUUUCGUGCUUUGCUGGGUGUGUUCUUUCUGCAGGAUCUUCCGUAUUUGAUCGUAAGAUUGGUUGUUUUAGCAAAGUACGCGUUGGCCAGUUACGUAGUUCUUCUUCCUAUUCAAGAAUAUCUUUGUCACAAUCCUGUUAUUUUACAAACUCUACGCUUGGUGUGUCGAAGAUACAUUAUAAUGCAACUGGCACUUAUGUACGCUGUCAUGGGCUUUACCACGAUGACAGAAUUCCGACAACGCGUUUGAUAUGCCGUCAUUUAGCCUCCUCUGUGGUGUUUUCGUUAAUAUAUUAUUAAUAAUUCCGUGUCUUCCAUUAUAUUGAAACUGCGAUAUAAAUAAUUUAAAAAAAGAAACUUCAAAUGAAAAUGAUGUCAUUGUCAUUAUUCUAUUAUUAUUUCGUACCAUUGUAAUGUUUAACCCAGUAACCGUUUUGCAAAACCUUUAUCUCUAGAACAGCUCUUUACCAUGUUAUUGCGUUUUACUCAUUUAAACGUGAAUUAAAGUCAGAAAAUCAUCUUUGUAAGUGGUUUCAAAAGAAUGCAAAUGUAAUAUGUAAAUUUAGAACAUGUAAUGUGAAACUUCUGAUCAAAACUCGAAAAUGGUAUAAUAUACUUAGAAAAAAAACACCCGAAUAUGUCACAGAUGUACUCUUAACGAAAUUGGAGACGAAUUUCAUUAUAUAUUUAAAUGUAAUGAUCCGUUAUUAUUAAAUGUCAUAAAAAGCAUACCCGAGAAAUAUAGAAAACAUCUUCAUAUAAUUCAUAUCAUGAACUGUUUAACAGUAGGCUACCAAUUUUUAUGUUAUAAAGACAUUGUGUCUGUUAAUAAGAACAAUAUGUGAAAGUAUGUACUCGUAAAACGUUCACGCAUGUGCAGUUUUUAUUUAUGCGUGCGUGUGUGUGUUUCAUUCUUUUCUUACACACCCGUUGGUGAGAACACCAUGCGUUUUUUACGUGUGUUAACAACUUUAAGACAUACGACUGGCUGCUCCUAGGUGAUGAUGACCAGGUCACCAAUGGCAUACGCCCAAUAAAACAACCGCACGAUGGAAAUUGAUUAAACUGACGUAUAGUUAACCUGGCAAUCGUGUGUCUGGUGAAGCGUAAGUCAGCUACAAGUGCAACGGCUGUAAAUAACUUUCAGUCCAAAAAGAUGUUAAA
Gigantopelta aegis is the source of this 1999-nucleotide messenger RNA. Its product is annotated as transmembrane protein 26-like. NCBI's taxonomy places the organism in Eukaryota, Metazoa, Mollusca, Gastropoda, Neomphalida, Peltospiridae. The coding region runs from base 195 to 1085 and encodes 296 amino acids. The transcript has 3 exons. The record is from RefSeq and is a predicted model, not a curated record.